Linum trigynum is the source of this 444-nucleotide messenger RNA. The record is from the annotation of a GenBank genome assembly. Lineage: Eukaryota; Viridiplantae; Streptophyta; Magnoliopsida; Malpighiales; Linaceae.
AUGGCUGACAGAGGUGACGCCGACAGAGCUGGUAGCGAGAGAGGCCGCCGUGGAUUCGGGGGACGAGCAGGCAACCGAGGAAAGGGUCGUCGUCACGGUGGUUGUCGCGAGGAGGAGAAGUGGGUUCCGAUGAUCAAGCUCGUCUGUCCGGUGAUUCGCAGCUUGGAGCAAAUCUACCUCCACUCGCUUCCCAUCAAGGAGUACCAGAUAAUAGACGCCCUCGUCGGCCCCGGCGUCCUGAAAGACCUGGUCACGACGAUUAGCCCCAUUCAGAUUCAGACCCGCGCCGGACUGCGAACCCGAUUCAAGGCCUUCUUUGUCGUCAGCGAUGGAAACGGCUACGCCGGAUUGGGUAUCAAGUGUAGCAAAGAAGUCCCAAUCGACGCCAUAGUCUAUGUCGGAGGACGGAGGCUUUUGGGAGCCAGUGGAGCCUGUUCUUAUUAA